Messenger RNA from Polistes canadensis, 1087 nucleotides. Its product is annotated as cyclin N-terminal domain-containing protein 1-like. Lineage: Eukaryota; Metazoa; Arthropoda; Insecta; Hymenoptera; Vespidae. The transcript has 7 exons. Gene Ontology annotation, biological process: microtubule polymerization; reciprocal meiotic recombination. Gene Ontology annotation, molecular function: tubulin binding. Gene Ontology annotation, cellular component: site of double-strand break. The record is from RefSeq and is a predicted model, not a curated record. The coding region runs from base 21 to 965 and encodes 314 amino acids.
GAUAUUUUUAACGUUAUUAUAUGAUGGAUUUUGAUAGCGCUUAUAUAGAUCCCUUAAUAGACGGUUGGUUAGAACAACUUCAUGAAGCUAUAAAAGAACAAGAAAAUAUGGUUAGAGCUGAAGAUGAAUUUUAUAUGCCAUUCGUAGGGAUUCCAGCAUCUGUUAUAAAUGCUAUUUUCAAAAUAACAUGUCACCUAGAACUAGGAACAGAUACUAAAUAUUUAACAAUUCAUUUAUAUGAUAAAUUUAUGUGCAACUAUUUUUGGGAAGUAUAUAAAACAGAAAAUAAAAGUGAGACAACUGAAGCUUCAUGGUCUAAAAUAUGUCAAACUAUUUCUCAUAAAUCCAAGCUAUAUCUUGUAUCUUGUCUUCAGUUAGCUAGUAAAAUGGAUUUACAUUCUAAAAGUUUAAGUAUAUCACAGUUAAUAUGUAUUUUACGUUGGAUUGAUAAAAAAAAGGAAUAUACAAAUAAUAUACUUAUUACUUCGGAAUUUAAAGUAUUUCAAACUAUAGGAUUUAAAAUGCCUUUCUGUACUCCAUUACAAUGUAUUGAAGUCCUUUUAGCUGCGACAGGACUUAGGCAUACAUCGAAUAUAUAUGAAACUUCUAUAGAGUUAUUGGAUUUAGCAUAUUUACAGUUCACUGCUUAUGCAAAAUAUAGUAGACCAAAAUCUGAUGGUAGAAGAAUCUCUUUAUCACAAAGCGAUAAAUGGAUGAGACAAGCACAAAUAUUUGAUGAUAAAGUUACCCAAGCUGAUACGGCAUUAGCUUUUAAUAAUCUACAUCGAGAAACACUUCCUAUAGAAGAAUAUAAAAAAUUCAUAGAUGAUUUUGCUGAAGCAAAACGUUUGGAUUCUUCUGUAAUCCGAGAUAAAAUGACAAAAUGUGGUCCUCCAAUUGAAGAGCGAUCGAGAAUAGAAUCGGUUAUUUUGAAAAAUGUAGAAGAUCCGUCCGAAUAUAUUUAACUUAUGAAAAGAAGAAAAUGGAUAAAUAAACGGAGCAUAAUUGAUACUAUUAAGAAGACUAUGAUAACAAAAUAUAUAUAAUUUAAUGAUUGCUAUUCAUGAAAAAUUGAAAAGAAAAUCAA